This is a messenger RNA of Pangasianodon hypophthalmus (striped catfish), 2076 nucleotides long. RefSeq names its product purinergic receptor P2Y12 (gene p2ry12). Gene Ontology annotation, cellular component: membrane. The record is from RefSeq and is a predicted model, not a curated record. Gene Ontology annotation, biological process: G protein-coupled receptor signaling pathway; blood coagulation. Gene Ontology annotation, molecular function: G protein-coupled purinergic nucleotide receptor activity. The transcript has 2 exons. Bases 148 to 1212 code for a protein of 354 amino acids. Lineage: Eukaryota; Metazoa; Chordata; Actinopteri; Siluriformes; Pangasiidae.
AUUAAAUUUACUUUUGAACCCCCUCCUCCCCCAAAAUUAGCAUAUUGUGUUACUUUAAACUUGUUUCGGAGCAAAUUUGUAGAAGAAGACCAUUAGACUGAGAACUACAUAAAGGCAAAGGUGUGCAUAACAGAAACCCUGCAACUAAUGGAGCUCCCAGAAGGAAUGUCAACAACCCUUGUGAAUUUCAUGAACCUGACUAAUUCCUCAUGGCAAGACUGUUCCCGUAAUAACGUACUGAAGACAGCGGUGUUCCCGAUACUGUAUUCUCUUCUCUUCCUGCUAGGAAUCAUCCUCAACGGCCUAGCAGCAUGGGUGUUUUUCAGCAUCCCCAGUCGCUCGCACUUCAUCAUUUACCUAAAAAACAUUGUGGUGGCUGAUCUCCUCAUGACUCUGACUUUUCCAUUUAAGAUCCUGUCGGACUCAAACAUGGCCUCAGUUAGUGUCCGCAUCUUUGUCUGCCGCAUUUCUUCUGUGGUUUUCUACCUUACCAUGUACAUCAGCAUCCUUUUCUUUGGCUUUAUCAGCAUUGACCGCUGUAGAAAGACUCUCUACCCUUUUGUUGGCACCAGUCCUAAAAAGCUGGCCCACAGGAAACUGCUUUCAGUUGGUAUCUGGGUGUCCCUGCUGGCGCUUUCCCUCCCCAACAUGAUUCUCACCAGCAAGACGCCUAAAUCAGACCACUUUAGCUGCAGUAGCCUGAAGACUGAGCUGGGCUUAAAGUGGCAUGAAGUGGUCAACCACAUCUGCCAGGUAAUCUUCUGGGGUAAUCUGAUAGCAGUAGUGGUGUGUUAUACACUCAUCACCAAAGAGCUGUUCAACUCCUUUGCACGGACUCGCGUUCUGAAUACAGCAGCUCAGAGCCAGCAGAGGAAGAAGAGGGUGAGAGCUAACGUGUUCCUCGUUCUCGCAGUGUUCUUCAUAUGCUUUGUGCCGUUUCACUUCGCCCGAGUGCCUUAUACCCUGAGCCAGACGAGGGAACAUAGUUUUGACUGUCAACAGAAACUUAUCUUCUUCCAGGUGAAAGAGAGCACGCUGUGGCUGUCCUCUCUGAACUCUCUUCUAGACCCUCUCAUCUAUUUCUUCCUCUGCACGUCCUUCAGGGACUCACUGUUCAAAAUCCUACGACUCUCGCCUGGGAGGUGUGGAGCAUUGCAGUACACUACGGAUACUCCUGCAGAUAGCAGCCCUAUGGGAAACCGCGCGACAUAAAUAUAGUCCGGGGAGUUUCUGUGACUCUUAACAUAACGGUCCUGAAUGUGAUGUUUUAAACCUCUGUUGGAGUUUUAUAGUGAAAUUGAACUUUACAAACUGCAUAUUCAGAAUAUACUGUAUAUUUUUAUGAAAAGCAUAACAUAUGAAAUAAAUAAAUAAAUGAAAAAUUGGAGACCCCGAAGGACCUAGACCUACAACAAUGUAAAUAUAGAUGAUUUCUGAGCUUAAUCUGUAUUUCAGGAGGAAUAGUCAGACAGUUUAAUCUUUAUGAUUGUUUCAAAUAUGUAUAUGUUUACAAAUGCAAUUUCCUUCUGUUACAUAAAAAGCCACCAAGCUGCAUAUAUAUAUAAUUCUUUCAUUUUCAAAAUAUGAAAUAAACAAAAUUGUCCACAAAUGUAAAAGUUUUAGAAUUAUGAAUUUUGUUUUAACCAAUUGUAAUGUCUGACUGACUUAUUUGACUUUUGCAUGUACAUCACUAAAUACAUCGUUUAAUAUAAUUAAAACAUCCCACAUUUAAACAGGUACAAUUAAGAAAACCACAUUUUUUUUUAUUUCAAAGUGAAUUUCCGAAUCUGAUUUGUCAAACAGUGUUGAUUAAUUACUGUCUACUUAAUUAGCAGCUCUGACAGUAGUUUCAUGGAUGUUCCACAACAUUAAAUGUAACUCUAAACAGAUAAAAAGGAUGCUGUGUUGUUCUUUAAUGAAUAAAAAUGUAAUCGUCUGCAAUUUUCUGUGGUAUGAGUGGAAUAAAACACUUCGGGGUCUGUUCUUAAAGGUAAAUUUUCAACUUCAGAAUGGUAACAGGAUACCCCGCUUUACAUUGUUGAUUGUUUUCUUACAACCCUGUAUUUUAUUCCUUAC